This is a messenger RNA of Moneuplotes crassus, 2704 nucleotides long. Lineage: Eukaryota; Ciliophora; Spirotrichea; Euplotida; Euplotidae. The record is from the annotation of a GenBank genome assembly.
GCUGGUAUAACUGAAAUUCAGCUGAGGAAGAUGACCACUAUGCUUGGGGUCACCGAUAUAAAUGACUUCCUGUUUGAAGAUAUGAAUGGAGGAGGAACUAUCCUGUUUAACAAGCUAUAUAAGUUCAAAUAAAAUAUUAGGCGUUGGAGGCUUUGGCUUUGUAAUGGCUGUAUAUGACAAGAGAUUCAAGACAGACCUAGCAAUCAAGGUGAUCACAAAUAAGUCUAGAACUAAAGUCUUGGAUUCUUUGAAAACUGAAGCUAAAAUUCUUGAAAGCUCAAAUCAUAAAAAUAUUGUUAAAUUCAGAUACUUUAAAGAGUAUUCCAAUUGCUUUGUUUUAGCCAUUGAGUGGUGCCAAGAAGGCUCUCUGAUACAAUGGUUAAAGGCUAAAGAUGACGAAAGAUUACUCCUCAAAGAAGCGAUAGAAAAGGCUGAACAAAAGAAGAUUAAAUCGCAUCUUUCACUUGUGAAGAAGAAGUCAAAAUCAGAUUGAGCACAUUCUUACUGCAAGAAACUUGAUCAUUGAGCACUCAAGAAGUUUUACAAAACUCAUGAAGCUGAAUGAGCCGAUAUUAUGAAGCAAAUAUUGGAAGGACUAAGGUAUAUACAUGAGACAAAAGACAUCAUGCAUCGGGAUAUCAAGCCUGGCAACAUACUCUUGCAGAAGAACAGAAGAAGUUUGACACAUAAGAUCAGUAUUGAUAAUCUUGAUGAUGACUCUGAAGAAGAUAAGGAAUUCAAUAUUGUCAAGUACAACGACUCUCGACUUACUGGCUCAACUCAUGACACUCACAAGGAAUCUUUUGAUUAUCAAGUUAAGAUCUGUGACUUUGGGCUGGCCAAAAAGGACAAAGAGGGAAUUUAUGAAUAUAACACAGAGGCAGGAGGCACUCGAAUGUUCCAGUCUCCAGAGCAAGCUCUUGGACAAGGAUAUGGUAAACCGGUUGAUAUCUGGGCAACAGGAAUUGUUAUGUUCUAUCUUCUCACUUUCGGUAAACAUCCAGUGACUUCUAUGCUUGAAGAUACUAAUAAUGAUGGAGUUGAUUAUUACAUGAAGAAAAUAUCAAAAUUGAAGAAGAAAGAUCUCAACUUUAAGCUACUAGAAGAGCAUUAUUGGGAGAAGGCAGCCAACCUUUUUGGAAAGUUAUGAGAAGUUAAAGCAAAUCUCAGGUAUCAGUGUGCUAAUGCCUUGAUUCAUCCCUGGAUCACGAGGGACGAGAAUGGUAUUGUCCCUCUUAACUUCCAUGAUCAGAUAGAGAUGACUAAUAAAUUGUAUGACAAAUUUAAAAAUGUGCAAAAUUUGGUAUUCACCUUCGCAGUUUUACGAAAUAAAUUCAUUGAGAAAAAUAAGGAAUCGUUGCUGGAUGAGUAUAAAUAUCAGAUUAUCAAAGAAGAAUUCUUAGAUUUCACACCUACUCCAAAGAAAGAAGAGAAAGAUCUUGAAUCUUUUGAUGCUUAUAGUAAAAACGUGUUGUACAACUCAAGUGCGCUUAAGAAAGCUAAGAGUAAGAAAUUUACAAAGAAGAUAAAAAACCAAUCAAAGCUAUUCUCUCAUCCUGAUAUCAUGAUUAAGACAAAGCCUCACAGUUUAUACCCAAACAAGCAUAAUUCACGAUUUUUAAAAGCAGGAGGAUCUUUUAACCCAAGUCUGAAUCAUACUAAGAGUUCUUCAAAGAAGAGGAAGCUCUCUUCAGGAAGGCCUCUCAGCUCCAAAUUGUCCAAGAAAGCAAAGAUUCAGACUAUAAAAUCUACCAAAAUGGAGCCCAAGCAGCUUAAUGCAAAGGCUAGUACAAAGAUGAUCAGAGGGUUUGGCAAGUCUAAGACCAGCAUUCCCAAUCAAAAGAAAAGGAAAUUACCUCCAAAGCGGAUCGAUUGAACAAAUAACCACAUGAUGAAACCUACUAAAAAGGCUUUCAUCAGUGAAGAUUCAGGUUCACCGUUCUUAAAAUCAGCCCAACUUAAGCAUAAUAGUAAUCCGAUAGAGUUGUUUAAGUCGGAAGCAAGGAAAUUUGAUGUUCCUAUCAGAAUGACUCGGUUUGAUGACAGCUCAAGUAUAACUAUAUCUGAGGAAAACAAUGGCAUUACACCCUCUGAAAAAGCAGAAUUUCAGAAAUUUAUGCAUAAAUGCAACCCGAAUAAGAAAAUUGAAAUAAAAUAUUCACUGAGUAAAGAGACUGAUGAUCUAAAAGACUCUUCAGAAUAUGUCCUGCCUUCUGCCAGAGAGACUCUGAUUCAAGAAAAGAGGAGUAGCUGUAAGAAUAUUCCUGGAACUAAUCAUUUUACUCUGGGUAGUAACACACAGCAUAAACUUCACCCAAAUCUGAUCCAAGAAAAAUUAAAUAAAGAAAGAGAAAUGAAGUACUUAAAGAAUGUAGCUGGCUCUUCAAUUGGAUUCGAUCAUUUACGAAGGCUUGAGGUCAAUGAAUUCAAAGCUCCACGAAAGUCCUCUUGUGGAAGAUUCAGCAUACAAUCACCAAUGACUCCUGUCCAGAUGAAAACACCUAAAGGGAUGCUACCGCAUGAAGGUCUGCAAGUUGAGCGUCGUGAUGAAGGUCUAACUACAAAGAAAUCUAAACCUCGUAAGCUGUCUUCUAUUGGUAGAGAUUUUUAUAACUACUAAAACCUAUUUUCAAGAAGUGAGGGUGCCAUAAAACAUGCUAUAAAUAGGCAAUAUCUACCAUGAAGGAGUUUCUAAUGGGUGUGC